GCUUUUUCCAAACUGUCGUCUUCUCUUUGAGCUAAGUGUCGAAUCGUUGCUGUUUUUUGUAACUACGUGUUUGCUGUUAGCUUUAGCCAACGAUAGCUGUGUGCUUAUCACGUCAUCGUGUGCGACAUAAUGUUGAAAUAACUCGUGAAACACUUGUUGUAUUGUGUGUAUAGUCAAUGCAGACGUGGGUAUUUACUAACUUUAUUUCCGUAUAGGUUUCUACUCCGGCGAUCAGCUGCACUAUGAUCUUGCUCUUACUUUAUGCAUUGCCUUGUAUUUUGCUGUUGCUUUAUAUUUAGAGUCAGGUUAUUUAACAUCUAAUAAGCGGCGUAAUACUGAAAACUCAGUGUGAAAUUAAAGUGUACUGCGACUAAAAUCUCAUAAAGUAAGACGGACUGACUCUUUCGACGAUGAUAACUUGAUGCUCUCUAUAUGUUUUUGCGUCAAUUGAGAUUCAGGUAUAUUGAAAUACUUUGUGUUCAAAAUGGCAGACACACAGUGAUGAACUUUAAUGACGUAUAUUACAGAAAAAAAGUGUCACUGAGGCCAGCUAUAAGAUAUUCAAGUGUUUCGGUUUUCAACUCCCCAGAUCCGACAUCAUGUCCAUUAUCAAGAUUCAUGCUCGGGAAAUCUUUGACUCUCGUGGAAACCCGACUGUCGAGGUUGACCUCUGGACUGACAAGGGCUUGUUCAGGGCAGCGGUUCCAAGUGGUGCAUCGACUGGAAUCUAUGAAGCUCUGGAGCUCAGAGACAAUGACAAGUCUCGCUUCCUUGGCAAAGGAGUUUCUCAAGCUGUCGAACACAUCAACUCUACUAUCGCUGACGCUCUGGUUGACCAAGGUGUGAGUGUGGUUGAGCAAGAGCAAAUUGACCAGAUAAUGAUCGAUCUGGACGGCACUGAGAAUAAAUCUAAAUUGGGAGCUAACGCCAUCCUUGGCGUGUCACUGGCUGUUUGUAAGGCUGGUGCCGCAGAAAAAGGUGUCCCACUGUAUCGUCACAUCGCUGACCUUGCUGGACAUGAGAAAGUCAUCCUGCCUGUGCCAGCAUUCAAUGUGAUCAACGGUGGCUCUCAUGCUGGCAACAAGCUUGCCAUGCAGGAGUUCAUGAUUCUGCCUGUCGGAGCCAGCACCUUCAAAGAAGCCAUGCGCAUCGGAGCUGAGGUCUACCACAAUCUUAAAAAUGUCAUCAAGAAGAAAUACGGCCAAGACGCCACCAAUGUGGGAGACGAAGGAGGAUUCGCUCCAAACAUCCUGGAGAACAAGGAAGCCCUGGAGCUGAUCAAGGAGGCCAUUGCCAAAGCUGGCUACACAGACAAAGUAGUGAUCGGCAUGGAUGUGGCAGCGUCUGAGUUCUUCAAGAAGGGAAAGUACGACCUUGAUUUUAAGUCUCCCGACGACCCGUCCCGUUACAUCACUCCCGAUGAGUUGGCUGACCUUUACAAGAGCUUCAUCAAGGAUUACCCAGUUGUUUCCAUCGAGGAUCCUUUUGACCAAGACGACUGGGCAGCCUGGACCAACUUCACUGGCAGCACUGACAUCCAGGUCGUUGGCGAUGAUCUCACUGUCACCAACCCAAGUCGCAUUAGCAAGGCCGUGGAGGAAAAGGCCUGCAACUGUCUAUUGCUGAAGGUCAAUCAGAUUGGCUCCGUCACUGAGUCUAUGCGAGCCUGUAAGAUGGCACAGGAGAAUGGCUGGGGCGUGAUGGUCAGUCACCGUUCUGGAGAAACUGAAGAUACCUUCAUUGCAGAUUUGGUGGUUGGCCUUUGUACUGGACAGAUCAAGACUGGAGCUCCGUGUCGCUCCGAGCGUUUGGCCAAAUACAAUCAGAUUCUCAGAAUUGAAGAAGAUUUGGGAGACGACGCUUAUUUCGCUGGGAGAAACUUCCGGCAGCCAUUGAUGGCAUGAUUCCGUCUGGUCCUACACCGUCCUACUCAACAUACUGUAGCACUUACGACGUUACCAGACUUAGAAUUUGAAGAAUAGGGACUUGCCGUAUUUAUUAACAUUGAUGUCACAGUUACUGUGUUAUAUUUGCACUCUGUAUAACAAAUUAAAAAAAUACAGUGCUUGA
Synchiropus splendidus (mandarinfish) is the source of this 2070-nucleotide messenger RNA. RefSeq names its product enolase 1b, (alpha) (gene eno1b). The record is from RefSeq and is a predicted model, not a curated record. Gene Ontology annotation, cellular component: phosphopyruvate hydratase complex. Gene Ontology annotation, biological process: glycolytic process. The coding region runs from base 600 to 1904 and encodes 434 amino acids. Gene Ontology annotation, molecular function: magnesium ion binding; phosphopyruvate hydratase activity. Lineage: Eukaryota; Metazoa; Chordata; Actinopteri; Syngnathiformes; Callionymidae. The transcript has 12 exons.